CAAAAGCACAGGCCUGCAGCUCAUACAAUUACAACAACUGUUUCGCCCGCACCUUUAUCCUUCAAGCGCCCAGAGUUGAGACAACCGCCGCCGCCACCAUGCCCAACGAGAUCAAGGACAUCCACACCGUGGACGAGACCUCUUUUCCCUACAUAUUUGAGCAAAACGCCACCGUGAAGCUCAAGUCCGCCGACGGCCUCGUCCGGUGCAAUGUGUACCGACCAAAGGGGUCUGGGUCCAACCCCGUUCCCGUGCUGGUCACCUACGGGCCCUACGGGAAGGACAUCCAUUAUCAAGACUUCCAUCCCAAGUCCUUCUCCGAGGUGAACCCACAACACAAGUCCGCCCACUCAGCCUGGGAAACCCCGGACCCGGGCUUCUGGACCGCACACGGAUACGCCGUCGUCCGCGCCGACGAGCGCGGCCUGGGCCAGUCCCCCGGCACGCUGGACACCAUGUCGCGGGGCACCAGCGAGGCCUUCUGCGACGUGGUGGAGUGGGCGGCCGAGCAGGCGUGGUCAUCGGGCAAGGUCGGCCUGCUGGGCAUCAGCUACUACGCCGGCAGCCAGUGGAGGGUCGCGGCGCGCCGGCCAAAGGGCUUGGCGGCGAUCGUGCCGUGGGAGGGCAUGUCGGAUUACUAUCGCGACCGGUGCCGGCACGGCGGGAUCCUGUCGAAUGCGUUCAUCCGGUUCUGGUGGGACAGGCAGGUUGUCACGAAUCAGUAUGGUCGCCCCGGGAGGAGUGCGGGGAAUUGGGGCCCGGAUACGAUUGAGGGGGACUUGGAGGAGGGGGAGCUGGUGGCGAAUAGGAGGGAUCAGAAUGUCGAUAACGCGGCUAAUCGGUUCCGGGAUGACGAGUACUACGCGUCGAAGGAGUACGACAUGGGCGAUAUCGAGGUCCCCGUGCUCUCGGUCGGCAACUGGGGAGGCAUCCUGCUUCACCUGCGCGGUAACGUGGAGGGAUUCAUCCACGCCGGAUCCAAGCUGAAGUAUCUCCGCAUGAUAACCGGCAGGCACGACCUCCCAUUCUACUACGAGGAAGAAGUCGAGGUGCAGCGGAGCUUCCUGGACGCGUUCCUGAAGGGCGACGACCGGGUCGGCUGGUCUCAGGAAGGGAUAGUCCCCCCCGUCAGUCUGGUCCUUCGGAAGGGCGACAUCGGCUUCAACGACGCCGAGAAGGAGAAGGGCUACGCCCGGCGGGAGGAGAGCGAGUGGCCGAUCGCGCGCACGCAGUACACCAGAUUCUUCCUCACUCCGGAUCUGAGCCUGACCCGUGAUGGGAGCCAGGCCGCCUCGCAGCGUAAGAAGCUCACGUAUCGCGCGCUCGGCACGAUUGCGAGCCCCCAGCUGCUGCAGUUUGCGACGGCGCCCUUUGAGGCCGAGACGGAGAUUACGGGACACGUCACGGCGCAUCUGAACGUGUCAGUGAGCCCCGACCCGGCCGGGCCGACGCCCAAGGAUAUCGACCUCUUCGUCACGCUUCGUCAUAUCGGCUCCGAUGGGAAGGAGAUCUUCUACACAGGCACGGCCGGGGACCCCGUGCCACUGACAAAGGGCUGGUUGAGGGUAUCUCUCCGGAAGGUGAACAAGAACCACCCGAAGCAUCGACCGUGGCUGCCCCACCGCGAUUACACGAGCCGGGACGUGUUGCCCGUCAUUCAGGGGGAGGUAUACGCCGUUGACGUUGAGAUCUGGCCGACCAACGUGGUCGUCGAGAAGGGUGGGAGGAUUGUGUUCGAGGUGGCGUCGGGCGACACGCAGGGCUCGGGGAUAUUCCUGCAUAACGACCCGGUGGAUAGGUCGGCCGAGGUAUUCCAAGGGACGAACCACAUCCACUUUGGACCGCAGUUUCACAACUACGUGACACUACCUGUUAUUCCACCAAACUGAGCGACAAGAGAUGCAAUUAGACACUAGAUAGACAUGAUUUUAUUUAUA
Phialemonium atrogriseum is the source of this 1937-nucleotide messenger RNA. RefSeq names its product Alpha/Beta hydrolase protein. The record is from RefSeq and is a predicted model, not a curated record. Lineage: Eukaryota; Fungi; Ascomycota; Sordariomycetes; Cephalothecales; Cephalothecaceae. The coding region runs from base 99 to 1889 and encodes 596 amino acids. Gene Ontology annotation, molecular function: dipeptidyl-peptidase activity. The transcript is spliced from 3 exons.